Molecule: messenger RNA, 8316 nt
Organism: Brienomyrus brachyistius
Lineage: Eukaryota; Metazoa; Chordata; Actinopteri; Osteoglossiformes; Mormyridae
Gene: ccser2b
Product: coiled-coil serine-rich protein 2b
Exons: 10
Coding region: 1664-4315 (883 amino acids)
Biological process (GO): microtubule bundle formation
Cellular component (GO): microtubule cytoskeleton
Molecular function (GO): microtubule binding
Source: RefSeq, a predicted model, not a curated record
GUCGUGUGACUUUAAAAUGAAUAUUAAUAUCGUUUAUCCUUUACUGGAAUAUGGCAGUCAGUGUGAGCUGUCAGUCCAUGUCCUCUGAUGCAGUUUCCCAGAAGCCGAUUGGGGCAUGGCAUUGCUGCAGCUACUUUGACACAUAGGCCCGGUGGUGGGGGUUGUGGGGGGGUAUGUGCUGCUCCCAAAACCUGAAUCCUUUCUUCUAUUCGCUCGGGCUAUUGUUCUUCAUUUCUUUUUGGUUGUCAUGCCUGGUUAGUGCUGGUAUCAUGACUUUCACAGCCACCGUUCAGCAGAGUCAUACCGCAUCUCUGUCAGAUAGGGUGCCACCACACCACCUGGCACGUCUUGGGUAUUUUCCGCGGUGUCGUUUUACCUGCAAGGUGCCGCCAGGGUGCAUGAAGGGAUGGAGGCGACUUCCCCGUCUCUCUGAUUCACCCUGCAGUUUUUACUCUGUCUGGACUGUCCCUCUUCCCUGGAAUUGAUCUGCCAGCGUCCUCUCCUUUCCCUGAAAAGUUGACCGGGGGAAGUACAUUAAGAAGUCUGUAAUGAUUAAGUGUUUGACACCUUAUUGUUACCAUAUGACUAUACAGUUUGUUCAAAGCGUAAGUGAUGAAUAAUAAUAAAUGUGCCAUAAUGUGGGUGCAGUUUGUACUGUUUCAUAUGCGUCCUUGUCCACUAGUUUUUACAGUGCCUCAUAAAUUAACCAAGUUAUGAAAGUUGACUUGGGAAGUCCAUGUUAAAUAGUCUGUAGUGAUUGAGAAGUCUUUGUCACCUUAUUGUUAACAUAUGUCUGUACAGUUUGGCCACAGUUUACUCAAUGAAUAACAAUAAUUAAUAUGUCAUAAUGUAGGUGCAAGUUCUAUAUCACUUACAUGUGCAUGUUUGACUAUUUGUUUUUAGAAUAAGCCUCAUGAAUUUACUCAGUUGUCAGUGUGGUGUUCACUAGAGCCCUGUGACCCUGCACUGGGCAAGUGGGUAUCGCAAAUGGAUGGAUGGUGUUGUGGAGGUCAAAAGAAACAGGUUCUGAUAUAGAUUGCUUGGUUUUCUGUGUUAUGUUUUUUUUUUUUGAAUUUUAAUCAUAAUAUGGAAAAGAGGAGAGGAAAUGCUGGAGUUCAUUUCACAGGGAAAGAGAGGCAGAUGUGCUUUGGGUCCCUAGACAGAUGGAUAGAUAGGAUGCUGAUUUCCCCCCCUCCUCUGAGCCCAGCAUGUUGCUUGUGGCAGAAGUCUGGUCAGGUUUCCAUGCCAGCCCCCCCAUAUGCUGUGGCUUCUAGGCUGUGAGGUCAGCUUACAGAGAUGUGAUUUUCUUCUCAUGCCAUGCGUCAAGUCAUCACUUACAGGCCUGGCCCUGUGUUUUGCGGUCACAUGCCGAAACUGCAGCUGACGCCAGCCGCCUCGCCACCCCUCAGGGUGUGUUGUCAGUGGCUGAUAACUAAACCUACGUCGCGCUCUUCCUGUAAUGUGCUCCUGACUCUAAAGAAGUCGGCAGACAUGCUUUUUUUUUGCUGGGUCAGGUCCUUCAUCAUGACAGACUCCCAAAGGAGCUGAGCAGCAAUGCUGCAUUUUACUGCGUGCUUACUUGGUGAUUUAGUUCAUAGAAGCGAUGUCCUGGGGUAGCGGAUUUCAUCCGCCUGUCGCUCCUCAAUGACACCGCUAACGGCUGAUGGGAGAGAACCUAUUCCACAAGCCCACCAUGGUCUCCAGGCUGCCAAAAUUUGGUGCCCGGCCUGCCGGUGGCACCAGCCCCAUGUUGAAUGGAUCCGGCCAGUCCACGCCUAGUGUCGAAGGGAAGGUUCCCCUUCAGGGGAAGAUCAACGGAAUGGUGCAUGUGUCGUCCCUACCCGCUCUGAAAAGGAAGACCGGUGGUGGUACUGCCAGCCUGCCGAUGCCAAGGUCGGAGCAGGACUUGGAGGAAAAAUUGGUGGCCAUGACUAGGGAGGUUAAGAAUGCCCCUGCCAUAGCCUCCCAGCCCCGACGCCUCUCACCUGUCCCCAGAGGGAACCCUCGUGGAGGUCGUGUGCAAGGUACGCACAGCAGCAAACUGAAAGGUUCGAACGGUGGCCCAGCACCGUCCCGCUCGAGCCUGCGACGUCUGGUACCUGACCCCAGCUUACGGCAGGGCCUAUCUCGGUCCAGCGACAGCCUGAAAGCCUUGUCUGUAGACAACAUGGUACGUUCACAGAGCUUCAGCCACUUCAAGCAGCUUCCCUCCACCAGCCCCUUGCCUGUGUCCCAUUCCCUGUCCUUUAGCAAAGGCCAGGCACGCUGCAAGCCUGUUUCCGGCAGGCCCUCCCCUGGCACUAAGGAUCCUGCAGCAGCUGCUGGUCUGGCGCCGCCUAGUGUUCUAAAGAAGGCUCUGCUACCCGGGAAGCCUUCGGUACUGAGCUACAAACUGACCCGGCCUUCCAUGGUCAAGCAUCCACGGCCAUCAUCAAGGCAGGGUAGCAGGGACUCCAUGGUGACGCCCCUCACCUCCCCUGAUCCUCCGAGUGACCUAGGUGGGACCCCGGAGGAAUCCCCAGGCCCUUCGGAGGCCGAGCAUAUCUCACAGUGCCCAACAGAGUUUCCGGAAGACAUGUCAUUGUCUUCUACCUCUUCCUUGGAGCAUGUCGACACCAGUGAGGAGUACCUGGACGACUUUGAUAAUCUGGGGGACUUGAACGGGCUUCUGCAGUUGCUCCCGCCCCCAAGGGAAGGGCUUCUCCAAUCACAGCCCCAUGCCCUUGUUGACAACACCCCCCCCAGCCGGCAGGAAAGCACGCCCAGCCAGACGAGUCUCCACAGCUUGCUGUCCGACAGUGUGGAUUGGGCAGAGAUGGGCUUGACAGGGGGAGACAAUGACUUCAGGCUGCCGAACUGCCACAACGACCAAGCCCUGUCCCCGGACGUGGGCUACCCACACGGCUCAUCUUUAGACCUCUCCCCCUCGGACAGCUCUGGGGGCACCUACAUGUGGGACGAGGAGGGAUUGGAGCCCCUCGGGGUCCCCGCGCACCCCUGCGGCAGCUAUGACUCUGACAUCAACAGCAUGGACAUUUUGAACAACCUAGACAACCUGGAGUCAUGUGACUUGGAGGAGGAUGACCUCAUGCUGGAUGUGGAUCUCCCCGAAGACUGCUCACUGCACAGCGAUGCGGACAGAUCGUCCUGCACGGAGGGGCCAGGCGACCCGGGGCUAUGGGGGCGGCCUGGGCAGGGCCACGCCUCUGACAGAGAAUCCGUGUUUCCGGAGCUCGAUAUCUACUCCGCACUGGGAGUGGACCAGCCUGCCGGAGGCUGCGCGCCACGCUGCACCAGUCCAUCCGGCAUCGAAGCGGAAACGCUGUGGGACAUGGCCCAGGACUGCUCCUCUGUCAAGGCCCAGCUGCUCCACCUGAAAGGGCUGCUACAGAGUGAGGCUGAGGACACAAUACAGGAGGCUUUGCAGUCAGAAGUCCGGAGUCUAGAACCAAAUAAAGAGUCCAGUGCUGCCUUCCAGGUGGAGGCGCUGUUGAGGGAGGUUCAGGACCUGAGGGAGGAGCUGAGGAGUAAAGAGGAAACCAUCUUGCUGCUGACUCAACAAAUGUCUGCGUCUGUGCAAGCCGGCAGGUGUACGUGCCGGAGGAGAGACUCGGGAGAGAGACGGAGCAGCAGCGACAAGGCAACGCAGACGCCCUGGACACGGAGUGCGCCUCAAAUACUACAGCCUUCAGGCCCCUGGAUCAGCGAGCACCUUGUCCAGGGAGCAUUAGCUGGAGAAGCUUCUUUACUAGACCCCGGAGAACCCUGCUCAUUCCCGCCGUCAGAUGGGCACACGCCAGGGAGUCGGCCCCGCUCCCCCCUCGCCCCGAAUGCCGCCACCGAUGCCCCUUCGGAACCAGGGCUCUUCCAACCCCGCCAGCUUCUUGAGUCGCCUCCCAAGACGGAAGAGGCUGGGAACUCUGUCUCAGACUCUGGUGUGGCUGUGAGGUCCCUCGUUAGGUCCCAGGCAGAUGGGCCACCUCCAGAUGGCAGUGUUCGCACCACCUCACGGCGCCUCGCCCCAGCACGGGGAAUGCUUGCCUCCAGGCUGCCCACCUCAGGGGGCGCUAGGAGUAUUCCAGGGCCUCAUUUGAGGACCAAGCAGCUGCUGGCCCCCUCCAGAGGCUUGCCCAGUUUUACUCCCAGGCUUCAGACAUCAGGAUCCGCCCUGCCUGUCGCCACCUUCGGGACCCCCCGGCCUCGUGGGCUCGGAGUGGGCUCGGGGGGCAGGGAAUCCGAGUGCUCCUUGGCCAGAGCCAAAGGACCGACCUUUCCCCCCCACUCCCGUCUCCCCAAACCAAAGAUGCAUCAGUAGUCUGACUGGCAAACCCAUAACACCAGAAACAUGACCUGAAACCCUCACAGAACCCUGCAUGUCAGAUAAUGAGCUCCUGCCCAAGCAACAGGACAACCAGUAUUCAGAAGAUCAAAACCCCGCCUUGCUGCUCUCAUUUAUUCCCUUAAUGUUUGACUGAACGAGCGGGAGAAUCUUAGCCAGAGUGAGACUCGAAUUGUAAAAAAUAAACAAUCCCUGUGAAAAUCGCAGCACAGUUGAGCACUCCCUCUCGAAUGUGGGAGAGGCGAAGGCUGGGUCAGUUGUCUUCUGAGUGCAGUUAAUUUGUUGCCUGUAGAUAGCUCUGCAGUUUAUUGACGGUGAGCUGUUUCUCUGUUCGGGGAGGAGGGGCCACAGGCCAGCUGUUUCCUGAAACACUGAGUACAGUUUCCCUUCAACUGCCGCUCCUCCCAAAGGCCUUUGACUGAACGGUUUCCAAUCGAUGUUUUUUUUUUGACACACUACUCGUUGUGGGGUAAGGUGGUGAAUUGCCACAGAGGACAGUGAAGUAGCUCUGAAGUGACCCUCUCCUGGACGCGUAGGGCCAAACAUAAGAUGUGUUAAAUGACUCGUUCCAUGCCCCGCCGAAGAGUUCCUGAUUUGGAGUGCAUUCCUUCAGCAGCCUGUUCUCACUUCUAGCUGGUGUGGCCUUCCAGAUGCUUUCGAGAGCUUAGCCAGUAUUGUGCUGUAGGGGGGGAAACGGGCAGGUAAGAUUGUAAAAAAAAAAAAAAAAAAACUGUGGUGUACCACCUGGGGGGCUCCAGCGUUCCACAUUCUUUCUCGAAGUUCAAAACGAAAAGUAGAUUGGUGUUUCCGUUGGAUAAUUGGUGUGCAAGACGUUGUCUAGAAGACUUCUGUCCCUAUGCUGGUAGUCAUCACCUCCCAUUGGUGCGAUGCAGUACAUGUUGGUCACCGUCCGCUCAGAUGCCUCUUCCCAAUGCCCCUUUGACUAAACUAGAUGCCUCCCAUGUGACCGAUUCCGAAACGUCGACCUGCGAGGUGCAGGAGUUCGCCGGAGGCUGUGGUUCAGCCCAGUUGAGCCUCAGAUUUUGUCCCUGGUCUGACCCCCUCCUAGCCCCUCCCACCCCGGGGAUAGCAGAACCGUUGAGGUAAAGCAGGAGUGAGUCACGUCGAUGAGUCUGACUCACUAGUGGAGCACAUAUUAAACAGCACUGAAAUAGCAAACAUUCAUUUGUCAUUGAAACACACACAGAACACGCUAAAUACAUACAAUCAACCUCUCAAAAGGAUUUCCGCACGGGCCCAGCGGUAACUGGGGAAUCGGCUUGUACCCUAAACAUUUCGCUUUCAUCUUGCUCUCCAGUCCUGCGCCCUCAAACGCUUCCUCCUAUCUCCCAACAUCACUCUGUGGUUAUGAGAUGCGCAGGAGGCGACCUUAAUGAAAGCCACAGUGUGUACAUCCCUGGUAGCUCUCGAUUUUAUUUAUUUUUUUUAAAACCCCCCUUUAUUGUGUGCCAAGGAUACAUACAGCCAAGGUCUGAUGUCCAAUUGGCAUUCCGCUGCUCCUGCCCGUCAGACGGGUCCUGUUGAACUUCAGGCCAAGCAUGUGUGUGUGUGGGGGGGGGGGGCUGCUCCAUCACGUUGAAAUCUUAACUGUAGUCAUCAGAAUUCCCUGGGUGCCGGUGGUAGGUCGCUCUGGCAAGCACCACGCGGUCCUGAACUUCAAAGUGUGUAUAUGCAGCUGAGGCGGUAGGGAGAAGGAUGCCCGUCAUUGGCAGAGGUCAGCAUUGGCCAUGCUUCCCGCUCCAACGUCCUAGUGAAGGAUCUGAGUCAGGAGCACCCCCACCAACCCUCCCUUCCCUCCCCUCGCCGUGGCAUUCUGCCAGCUCUGAACAAAUUGCCUGACAGAGUCCCCUCAUCCUGUCUUGUCUCCAUCUUUGAAAAAGGCUCGCUAAGCAUACUUAUCCCUGUGUCGCUGUUUGUACCGCCUCUAUAAUCCUGCCAUCCCGGUUCGGUCGCCCUGACCGGCGGAGGUGGCAUGCUCUCGAAAGGCCCGUAGCAGCCGCCGAUGAGCAGUUUUGCCUGGAACCGGGCCCAGCCCUGCCUGGGAUGGGGGCUGUUAUCAAGAAUAAUUAGCGAGGAGCUUGUUAACCUCUGCAUGAUAAUCUCAGAAGAAAGGUUUUAUCAUUAAAGCAUUUCCACCUGCCUUGUUGCAUUUCAGCUGCAAACACACCCCCCCCCCACCAAACACACACACACACACUUUAGUGCUCUGAUCUGCGUUUUCUCCCCCCUCCUCUGCAUCCUUUGUCACCCCACAUGGCAAGGUAAUCACCCACUGCAUCAGCAUAUAAGGCCGUAAGCAUAGAGACAAUAGUUGCCCACCCCCCAAUCUACCUGAUCCCGUCUUUUUCUUAAGUAUUUUUUUUAAACCAGUCUUGACCCCCACCCCCCAACCCCCCCGAGAAGGUCUUAGGAAAUCUUUGUGGUUUUAGGAGGCUCGUUUACGGCAAUAAAUGAUCAUCAUCAUUAUUGGUUUGUUGGGGUCAGUUUGUUCCUGGUUUAUAGUUCCUGGUUUAUAGCCUUUUGGACAAACGUGUAUGUAUGGCAGCCUGAGCGAGCUUUAAACGCCCUCUGCAAAGGCACAGAAUGCAGUUCAAGCUGUGCUGCUCUGCUGCCUGCUGUCGCAUUCGCAUCGCUGUAUACAAUCGUAUAAAUAUAUCAGCUGCAUCACACAGUGAUGCGUUUAUCGUAUCCAUGGUUCUAUGUUGAAGGUUCUGCUGUGGAGGACUGGUAAGCCUCUCGGCAGCAUGCAGUAGUUUUCUGUGUGAGAUGACUUUCCUCACCAUUGCAUGUCAAGGUGGGUCGUGUCAGUGGUCUGGCAGGGUGGCUAGUGAGGAGGGGGCUGAUUACGGCCAGGCUGUGUCCCCUGCGGUCUGCCUGGGACCCAUCUGUGGCCUCCUGGUUCACUUUAACUGCUCAGCCCACCAGUUCCUGCAAGUGCACGGUGUAGACGGUCUGGGCUGACGGUCGAGGCUGCCGGUGUCUCGUGGGGCCGUGUUUGUCUCUGCUGUUCUUGCUCGAGAUUAAUCUCUAGGCCGUUUCUCUUUUCCCUGUUAUUUAAGAGUUUCAGCCAGAAAUGGCUAAUAGUCCAAUUUACAACAUAUCAACCAAAACAGCGGGAUAUGCCUGGAAAUCAUUAUCGUUUAUCCCUUUAUGCUUAUUAUCAUAUCAUUAGGGACUUAUUUACUAUUUUGUACGUGUUUCCCUGGCAGUGGCGGGCAGCCAGGGCCCUCGUACCUGUCACUCACACCGGCACCGAGGUCAUCCUCAUUUGUUCCGUUUCUCCCCUGGGGCCACAGACAGAAACCAUAGUAACGUCAUGGAUGAGUUACCACGGACAGCGGGGGAUUGACCAGUGCUGCAGUGCCCCUCCCCUGGCCACAGGGCCUGGUGUCCACUCAUCAACCUAUGGGACAUAGGCCCCCCCCCCGCUGAAGUCCACAUGACCUUCUGUGACCGUCGCUCUGUUCACAUCCUGUUUAGCGACCUUACCGGUAUUACGUAUGUACAGGCCUGAUGUUUCCUCUGUGUUUACCUGCCCACCCCCCCGCAGCCGGCCAGCACCAUGCUACGCUAUGCAAGGCCGCACUCACAGGGCCCCAAGGUUCACGUGUACCAGGAUUCCCUUCGCCGUUGUCGCUGGAUACCGCAUCGCAGUCUCUAAGAUGUGCGCCUACUCAUUAGUAACUGUACUGCCACCUCUGCUGCAUUCUCAUAUCUUCCGAUUGUAAAAAUUGUGCAAUACUGUAAGAAACCUGACUACACGCUCUAAUGAUAAGUAUGUAUAGACAUUGACGUCCUACAUGUAAUUGUCUGUAAUUUAAAGGAAACUCGGAUGCACUUUAAAUGAUGUGUGGAGAUGCUGGUGGAGAGCAAACAUUAAGCAUAUUAGACUAAUUUGUUCUUGUUUUGUUCUGGUCUGUGUUUGUGAGCAUAAAUAAAGAUGGCAGCGAAUGAGA